Lizanozyma spartinae is the source of this 2457-nucleotide messenger RNA. RefSeq names its product palmitoyltransferase (gene AKR1). The transcript has a single exon. Gene Ontology annotation, molecular function: palmitoyltransferase activity; protein binding. Gene Ontology annotation, biological process: protein palmitoylation. The record is from RefSeq and is a predicted model, not a curated record. Bases 1 to 2457 code for a protein of 818 amino acids. Lineage: Eukaryota; Fungi; Ascomycota; Pichiomycetes; Serinales; Debaryomycetaceae. Gene Ontology annotation, cellular component: Golgi membrane.
AUGGUAGAAUCAGUUGACUUGGAUGGCCACGAGGCUGUCACCAAACCACUUUUAUUGGAUACUCUAGAAGCUGAAAAAAAUGCAGUUCCUGGUGCCACCUCAGAACUUCCUACAAAUCAUGAUGAUAACGCAGAGCAGAUCGAGCAGAUCGAAUUGGGAACAUUGAAAUCAGUGGAAGUACCUUUAACGGAUCAAAGGUUUGAUAUUGAAUCUAUAAAGUCAACCGAGGCCAUUUUGGAGACUACACAAGAUCAGUUGAACCAGCUGGGGGAAAUCGAAGGACAUCUGAUUAUCACUGAAGCAGAAAUCAAGCCAACAUUGGCUAAAUUCAUGGCCACAACGCAAACUGGGGAUUUGGACGCUGUGAAGGAGUUGGUAGAGUCAGGUGGCAUUGAGGAUGUCAAUGAAACAUUUUCUGACGGUAUCACCGCAUUGCAUUGGGCUUGUAUCAAUAACCGACUAUCCGUGGUGAAAUACCUUUGUCAGAAUGGAGCCGAUCCAAAUCAAUUAGGUGGAGAUUUGAAUGCCACCCCAUUGCACUGGGCAUGUCGUAAUGGUCUUGUUUAUAUUGCUGAGUAUUUAAUAAGUGAAGCAGGUGCCGAUCCUAGGUUACGCGAUGUUCAAGGUUACAACGCGUUGCAUUUAUCUAUCCAUUCACUGAAUAUCAUGUUGGUGCUCUAUAUGAUCUUAACAUGCUGCACUCCAAGAAAUGACAAGCAGCCACCAUUACAUAUUGACGAUCCCGAUGUUGCCAAUAGAACUUCGUUACAUUGGGCUGCUUACCAAGGUGAUAUUACUAGUGUGAAUUUGUUACUUAGAUUCGGUGCGGAUGUGAACAAGGUUGACGAUGCUCUUUUUUUGCCUAUCCAUUGGGCUUUCAUGAAGGGAUAUAAAAAUGUUUUGAAGACCUUGAUUGAGCAUGGUUCAGAUGUUUCAGCAAAGAACAACCAGGGUAAGGAUUGUUUUGAGAUUGCUAAAGAUAUGAAUAUUUACAAAAUGUGGAUAAAGGUACUUAAAGAAGCAAGAAGAGAUCCAAAAAAUAAUUGGGCUAACAAAGCUCCUCCAUCCAUAUUAACUCCAAAAAUUGGUAAAGUGAUCACAUUUCUUUCUCCUUAUGUCUUCUUGCCUGUUUCCUUCAAUAUAUUGGAUUUUAAUAAAGACUACCCAAUACCUCGUAUUUUUGCUGCUAUAUUUAGUUGUGUGGCAACUAUUUACUUGGUUCAAAAGUUCAUCAUUCCAAGCUACCUUAUUGAUGAUAGACCCUUGGCAAAAUCCCCAUUACUUUCAGGGAUCUUCUCUGGUACAGCCUUUUGGUGUAUUGUUGUUUUCUUGUACAACAUAAUUCCCAAGUUAAUACUUCUGAAGCAUAUAUUUGGUAUUUUUAUCCUUGCGUCCCUUAUUUCCAUCUUCACAUAUACAUUCUUCAAGUCAAUGUUUAUCAACCCCGGAUAUGUUGCAACACCCGCAGAUAAUAAGGUUAUUUACAAUCAAAUGAUGACAUUGAUUGCUUUAGGUAAGUUUGAUAUUGAUCAUUUCUGCAUUCACACCCUUGUCCGCAAACCCUUGAGAUCAAGAUACUCCAGAGCUACGAAAAGAUUAGUUGCUAGGUUUGACCAUUUCUGUCCCUGGAUUUAUAACGAGGUUGGAGUUCGUAAUCACAAGUUAUUUUUGAUUUUCGUUUACACGUUAGCUCUUGCAGUUAUCUAUUUCACCGUCCUUAGUUUCAAAAUGUUUGACAAGGAAGAAGACGGUUACGACAGCGAUGUAGAAGGUGAUCUUAAGUGUUGGUUACUUAAUGAACAAUUAUGUUUUGGGUAUAGCAAACAUCCAUUCCAUUUCAAUUUGAUGGUAUGGUGCUGGUUGCAGUUUAUUUGGAUAGUGUUCCUUUGUUUAGGACAAACAUUUCAAAUACUUAAGGGUUUAACUACUUGGGAGUUCAGCACUUUGGGCAGAAGAAUUCAGAUUCAUAAUCAUUCUACAUUGCCUUUGGACUUUGCUAGAGCUAUUGGAGGAUCUACGGCUAACUCUGGUUCUGGCUCUGACUCCCUUGUUGGGGCAACUUCAGAAUCAAUGACCGGAAAUUCAACACCAGAACCUCAAGAAUCAACGACCGGUGCUAUGUAUCAACGAAAUGAAUCGGACCUGCUUUUCAAGUUAUUGGGCUUGGAUCAAUUUUAUCUUACUUUCAAGAUUGUUCUUAUUCAAUUGAUUGAAAAGAUAAGUAGCAAACAUGGAAAUAACUCGUCACAUUUAGAAUACACAUCCUUAAGAUCCAUCAACAUCCCUACUGAUUUCGGUUUCAAGCAAAAUUGGUUGGAUUUUUGGUUUUUAGGUGAGAUCAAGUGGAGAAAUUUGUUUUACCUACCAAUACAAGGGGAAAACAACUUAAAUGGGAGGGUUGUGGAUUAUUACAAGUUGUACGAAUACCCUUCCAAAAACGCAGAGGUCGUUGUAUAG